AUUCCUAUUCUCGUAGCAAAAUUCAGUUACCCUUGAUUUGAUCUGGGAUCAAGAGAGAGAAAGAGAAGAAAAUAAAAUGGCGGGGACAGGAGAAUUGCCAAAACCAAGUUACAAUGCGAAGCAAUACUCAGGUGGGAGACCAUCUUACCCGCCUCAACUCUUUAAAUUCAUCGCAUCACAUACUCCUUCCCAUCUUCUUGCUUGGGAUGUUGGCACCGGCACUGGGCAAGCCAUUCCUUCUCUAGCUGAGCUCUACAAGAAUGUGAUCGGCACAGAUGUUAGCGCGACACAACUAGAGUGUGCACCAAAACUCCCAAAUGUAAACUACUAUGAUACUCCUAGAGUUCUCUCCAUCAAUGAUGUUGAACAAAAGAUAGCACCCGAAUCCAGCAUAGACUUAAUAACCAUAGCCCAAGCAAUGCAUUGGUUCGACCUCCCAAAAUUGUACGAGGUAGUGAGAUGGGCCUUGAAGAAACCCCAUGGGAUAAUUGCAGCCUGGUGCUACACCACCCCUGAGGUGAAUGAGGAGGUGGACGCGAUCUUCUGGCCAUUCUACAAGGGUAUUUCCGGCCCAGGUUGGGAGGAGACGACAAAGGCAGUGGAUGAUAAGUACAGGAGCAUUCACUUCCCGUUUGAGCCUGUUGAUGGAUUGGGACAUACUGGUCCGUUUGAGUUCAAGGCCGAGAAGGUAAUGAGCUUGGAGGACUAUUUUGCAUAUAUAAGGUCGUGGUCGGCUUACAAUGCUGCUAAGGAGAAAGGGGUGGAGAUGUUGACAGAUGAGCUGCUAGUCGAAUUCAAGCGUGCUUGGAUCAAUGACGGAAAGAAUGACAAGGUUGUUAAGUUUCCCAUUUAUCUAAGAAUGGGGAGAGUUGGGGAUUCAAAAUGAAAAUGCUUCAUGUUAUGACAACACAUGUACUUGUGUCCUGAUUAUUAUAUACUUCGGCAGCACAGAAGAGUUCCCUCCUCUCCUAAGCCAGAAUAAUAUGAAUUAAGUUCAUGUAUGAAGCAACAAAUGUAGAUUAUAGCCAUAUGAUGGCAUGCUGCUGAGCUUGAAGGAUUUCAGUCUUUCAGAUAUAAUAGAUUGUUUUUUGUUAA
Messenger RNA from Beta vulgaris subsp. vulgaris (sugar beet), 1095 nucleotides. RefSeq lists its product as uncharacterized. NCBI's taxonomy places the organism in Eukaryota, Viridiplantae, Streptophyta, Magnoliopsida, Caryophyllales, Amaranthaceae. The record is from RefSeq and is a predicted model, not a curated record. The transcript has 2 exons. Gene Ontology annotation, molecular function: S-adenosylmethionine-dependent methyltransferase activity. Bases 77 to 886 code for a protein of 269 amino acids.